Molecule: messenger RNA, 1329 nt
Organism: Plasmodium yoelii
Lineage: Eukaryota; Apicomplexa; Aconoidasida; Haemosporida; Plasmodiidae
Exons: 1
Coding region: 1-1329 (442 amino acids)
Source: RefSeq, a predicted model, not a curated record
AUGAAGAAAAUUAUAUCUAUUAAUUUUUAUGUGGCUCUUAUAACAGUAUACGCAUUUUAUAAUAAUGCUUUAUGCCAAGUAGAAGCAAAUGAAAAAAAAACAUCCCUAAGAAAUGGAAAUGCUUUAAGCUGGUCUUCAUUGGACCAUAUAAAUUUCAGUGAUUCUGAGCAUAAGGAAAAUAAGUCCCAAGAAACGAAACAAUCUAAUGCUGAUGAAAAAAAAUCCAAUGGUAUUACCACGCCAAUUGACUUAUCAACAGUAGUAGAAAAUGGUAAAGAAAAUGGAGAUAGCAAUGGUCAGACGGGUGGCGCCCAACUUACUGAUAAUAAAAAAGAAGAUAUAGUUCCAACCGCUUCAAAAAAUAUAAAUGGAGAUACAGUGACUCAUAUACAAGAAAAUAAUACGAAUCCUUCUUCAAUAGUAGAAAGUGAAAAGGCAUUAACGAAGUUAGAAGAAGUUCAGCCUGAAAAAAAAAACAUAGAAAAAAAUAAAGAAUUAGAUGAAAACCGUUCUAAGGUAGCAGUAAAUACAGGGAAUUUGUCUAAUAUAAACAAUAGUGUAAAUACUGAACAAGUAAAUGGUAAAAACGUAUCUGGGGGAAAUAUAUCAGUUUCCCAUGAAGAAUUACCAAACGCAGGAGUGGAUUCUAAGAUCAAUAAAAAUGGAGAUUCUUCACUAAAUUUAAAAAUCGAAGGUAAUCCAAUAAAUGUAGAUAAAAAAACACAAGAUAAGGCAACAGAUGAGAAAAAAAACAUACCGAAUAAUGGUAAUAAUAAUGGAGAAAAACUUGUUCCAAGUGAACAAUUAGAAGGAAUAAAUGUACCAGAUAGCGCAAAGAACAAAGAAAGUGAAAAAGAGAAAAAUGAUACUGAUAAUAAAAACCCAAAUGAAAAAAACAAUUUGGGAUUAGAGCAUGAUAUAGCAAAGACUAUAUAUGAAUUUAUAAUGGUCGAACUUCCAAAAGAUAAUGUUUUUACAAAGAAUAUCGAGGAUACGGUUAAAAGUAUAAAUAAUGAUAAAAAUUUAGUAAAAAAUACGGAGAAAAAUGGUGAAAAUGAAAAAAAUAAAAUAAUACAAGAACAACCAAUAAAGAACCAAGGAGAAUUAAAUAAUAAAAAUGAACCUAAAACAGAAGGAAAGGAAACAACUACAUCUAAUAAUGUCAAUGCUAAUAAUACAUUUAGUAAAAUUGUUGAAAAUAUUAACGCGAUACAAAAUGAAGGUACAUUCUUGAAUAAUAUAAUAAAUUUAUUUGGUAAUCCAGGUUUUAUUUCAAAGGAUGUAACAAGUUUAGUAAAGGACGCAGUUUCUUUAAUUUCAACUUUUUGA